GCCGGGCAGCCAGGGCACGUGGACUCCGCCGCAGAGAGCACCUGCGUUGUAGCUUCCCCGUGCGGCUCAGUACUCUCAGCCCGGGCGGCAGGAGCUUCUCCUGAGCACGUGGAAGGUGCCGGUUCUGUGCGCGCUGCUUCCGGCACUGCCUCAGCUAACCCUCCCUGGACCUGUUCACGCAGAGGAUCAGGCAGGAGCCUCCAGAACAAAUAGGGCAGCUGGACUUCUUCUCGGCCGCUGCUGUUGCCAGGCCUGCUCUGCCCCUGCUGCCGGAGGCCUUCCCGCCAGGUCUGGAGAUGCCCCAGCACGCGGUAGGGGACAAGCGCUUCACCUCAGUGGCCCAGCUCCUCUCCAGCAGCGCCGUCCCGGCCGCUGAGAAUGGGCUGGAGCACGGCCCUCGGGGCAGCAGGGCCUCCCCUUGCUCCGAGCGCGCCGCCGUGCAGAGCCCCCUGGACCCCUGCAGCCAGCCCCUCUGCCAGCGCCAGGCAGAGAAGCACAGCUGCCAGGCGGCUCCCACGGUGCAGUACGUCUCAGCGGGGCCCGAGGACGCCGCGUGCGGCUGGCAGGGCUUUGCGCCCGAGUGCCUGCAGGUCUUCAACACGCCCAAGGGCUUCCUGCUCUUCCUGUGCGCAGCCUCCUUCCUGCAAGGCAUGACAGUGAACGGUUUCAUCAACACGGUCAUCACCUCCAUCGAGCGGCGCUACGACCUGCACAGCUACCAGAGCGGGCUCAUCGCCAGCUCCUACGACAUCGCUGCCUGUCUCUGCCUUACCUUUGUCAGCUACUUUGGGGGCAGCGGACACAAGCCGCGCUGGCUGGGCUGGGGUGUGCUGGUCCUGGGCGCAGGGUCACUGGUGUUUGCACUGCCCCACUUCAUCUCUGGCCGCUACGAGGUGGAGAGGGAUGAGGAGGUGGGGACGUGCCCAGCCAACCGGAGUACCAUGUGUAUGGACAGCAUCUCGGACCUGGCCCACUACCGGCUGGUCUUCAUGCUGGGCCAGUUCCUGCAUGGCAUGGGCGCCACGCCCCUCUACACGCUGGGCGUUACCUACCUGGAUGAGAACGUCAAGUCCAGCUACUCGCCCGUCUACAUUGCCAUCUUUUACACUGCAGCCAUCCUGGGCCCUGCUGCCGGGUACCUGAUUGGAGGCACCAUGCUGAAUGUCUACGUGGAAGUGGGUCAACGGACGCACUUGACCCCUGAGAGCCCCCUGUGGGUGGGUGCCUGGUGGAUUGGCUUCCUGGGAGCUGGGGUGGCAGCCUUGCUCGUUGCUGUCCCCAUCCUUGGCUACCCCCAACAGCUGCCAGGUUCCCAGCGCUAUGUCGUCAUGAGGGCAGCAGAGACACAGCAGCUGAAAGACCACAGUCACAAGACGGCAAGCAACCCAGCCUUCGGGAGGACCGUCAGAGACCUGCCCCUCUCCAUCUGGCUCCUCCUGAAGAACCCCACAUUCAUCCUGCUCUGUCUGGCAGGGGCCACUGAGGCCACGCUCGUUGCCAGCAUGUCCACGUUCGGCCCCAAGUUCUUCGAGGCCCAGUUCAGCCUCAGCGCCUCAGAAGCUGCCUCUUUGUUUGGUUACCUGGUGGUGCCGGCGGGUGGCGGUGGCACGCUGCUGGGCGGCUUCCUGGUGAACAGGUUUAAGCUGCGAGGCCCUGGGAUCAUCAGGUUCUGCCUGCUCUGCACCCUGACCAGCCUGCUCGCCUUCCUCGUCUUCUUCACGCACUGCCCCAAUGUGCCCAUGGCUGGCGUGACGACAGGCUAUACCCGCAGUCUCCAGCCUGAAGGCUACCUGAACCUGACGGCCGCCUGCAAUGCACACUGCAGUUGCUCGCCGGAGCACUACAGCCCCGUGUGUGACUCGAACAACACCAUGUACUACUCCCCCUGCCACGCGGGGUGCCAGCACACCGACCCAGCUAGUCCGAAGGUGUACCAAGGCUGUAGCUGUGUCCCCACAAGCUUGGGCAAUGCCACCGCAGGGAAAUGCACCUCAUCCUGUCAGAGAAAGCCCCUCCUUCUGGUUCUCGUGUUCGUUGUAAUUAUCUUUACCUUCCUCAGCAGCAUCCCUGCGCUGACGGCGACUCUACGGUGUGUCUGUGACCAGCAGAGGUCCUUUGCCCUGGGAAUCCAGUGGAUCGUGGUCAGGACCCUAGGCAGCAUCCCAGGACCCAUCGCAUUCGGCUGGGUGAUCGACAAGGCCUGCCUGCUGUGGCAAGACCAGUGUGGCCACCAGGGCUCCUGCUUCGUGUACCAGAAUGCAGCCAUGAGCCGCUACAUGCUGGUCGUGGGGCUCGCCUACAAGGUGCUGGGCUUCCUCUUCUUUGCUACUGCCUACUUCCUGUACAAGCCCCCGUCCGGGUCCUCGGGUGGCCUGGAACCCUCUCUGCCCAGUCAGUCGUCGGCCUCCGAAAGUCCCACGGACCUCCAGUGCCAGCGCGAUGUCUGACCACCGCCCAACUGAGGACUCCUGGCCCUCACAGGAGCCGCAGGGCCUUCAACACCAUCGUGGCUCUUGGAAGGACUAACUUCUCACCAAGGCCACAGUGCCAGGGACUUGUAGGAGACCUUGCACUGGGUCCUGGGGCCUGCAGAGCCACCGCAAGUUUGUAGCUGAGCCAUGGGUCAUGGGAGUCAGGGCUCGAAGCUCUAAGGAGAAAUCACACCAGGCAUAUUGGAAGUGGACGCGCCCCUCCCAGCCCCUCCUCUGAGGACCAGCCUGUCCUGCUGGCUGCCUGCCUGGCUCUGACUUCCGGUCUUGCUUCUGAAUCGCCAGUAAUGCAAGAAAGAGUGAGGGAGAGAGAGAGAGACAGCGAGGGAAGGAGGGAGAGAGGAGAGAGAGAGUGACAGAGAGUCAGGCAGAAACACAGAGACAUACGCCAGUGUUGACACCUGCGCACGCACUGUGGGCGAGUUGGAGCAAGAGCUCCUACCCUGCAGGCGCCAGUCAGGCCUGGGACAGGGCGUUUCUGUGUCCUCAGUCCAAGUUGUGCAUGUGUAAAUAUAUUUUAAU
Molecule: messenger RNA, 3011 nt
Organism: Octodon degus (degu)
Lineage: Eukaryota; Metazoa; Chordata; Mammalia; Rodentia; Octodontidae
Gene: Slco4a1
Product: solute carrier organic anion transporter family member 4A1
Exons: 12
Coding region: 297-2447 (716 amino acids)
Biological process (GO): transmembrane transport; sodium-independent organic anion transport
Cellular component (GO): membrane
Molecular function (GO): protein binding
Source: RefSeq, a predicted model, not a curated record